This is a messenger RNA of Neoarthrinium moseri, 1551 nucleotides long. RefSeq lists its product as uncharacterized. Gene Ontology annotation, biological process: L-glutamate catabolic process. The transcript has 7 exons. Gene Ontology annotation, cellular component: cytosol. Lineage: Eukaryota; Fungi; Ascomycota; Sordariomycetes; Amphisphaeriales; Apiosporaceae. The coding region runs from base 1 to 1551 and encodes 516 amino acids. Gene Ontology annotation, molecular function: glutamate decarboxylase activity; pyridoxal phosphate binding. The record is from RefSeq and is a predicted model, not a curated record.
AUGGUCCAUCUUGCCGCUAUUCCGAAGGACAAUGAGCUCGGCACUCUUCCCGAGGCCGUAAAGAAGAUCUCACUUCAGCUCAGCAACGAGCAGGACUCGUUCACUACUAGUGUCUAUGGCUCCAAGUUCGCCGCCGAGGACCUCCCCAGGCAUGAGAUGCCCGACGGUGAGAUGCCCAAGGAGGUCGCGUACAGAAUGAUCAAGGACGAGCUCAGCUUGGACGGGAACCCCAUGUUGAAUUUGGCUUCGUUCGUCACGACGUACAUGGAAGAGGAAGCUGAGAAGCUCAUGGCCGAGAGCUUCUCCAAGAACUUCAUUGAUUAUGAAGAGUAUCCACAGUCUGCGGACAUCCAGAACCGUUGUGUAUCCAUGAUUGGACGUCUGUUCAACGCGCCCACUCACAACGGCAGCAAUGAGGGCGCAGUCGGCACUUCUUGCAUCGGCAGUUCCGAGGCCAUCAUGCUGGGUGUUCUGGCCAUGAAGAGGCGCUGGAAGAACAAGAGAAAGGCCGAGGGUAAAUCCACGGAGAAUCCCAACAUCGUCAUGUCCUCGGCCGUUCAGGUCUGCUGGGAGAAGGCUACCCGAUACUUCGAGAUUGACGAGAAGCUGGUCUACUGCACCCCCGAUCGAUACGUCAUCGACCCCCAGGAGACUGUUGACCUGGUCGAUGAGAACACCAUCGGCAUUUGCGUGAUCUUGGGAACGACUUACACAGGCGAGUACGAGGACGUCAAGGCCGUCAAUGACCUACUGGUCAAGAAGGGCAUGGAUACACCUAUUCAUGUUGACGCCGCUAGCGGUGGCUUCGUUGCGCCGUUCGUUGUUCCUGAUCUUGAGUGGGACUUCCGACUCCAGAACGUUGUAUCCAUCAAUGUGUCUGGGCACAAGUACGGUCUAGUUUACCCGGGUGUCGGUUGGGUAGUCUGGCGCGCCGCAGAGUUCCUUCCACAGGAGCUUGUUUUCAAUAUCAACUACCUGGGAGCUGACCAAUCUUCCUUCACCCUGAACUUCUCCAAGGGUGCCAGCCAAGUCAUUGGCCAAUACUACCAGCUGAUCCGCCUUGGCAAGAAGGGGUACCGGGCCAUCAUGAGUAAUCUGACCCGCACAGCUGACUACCUCUCGGAAUCUCUCGAGGCCCUAGGCUUCAUCAUCAUGAGCAAGAAGUCCGGUGAAGGACUGCCCCUUGUUGCCUUCCGCCUCAAGCCCGAUGAGAACCGUGGUUUCGACGAAUUUGCGCUGGCACACAAACUUCGGGCUCGUGGCUGGGUUGUUCCCGCAUACACCAUGGCCCCCCAUACCGAAGGCCUAAAGAUGCUCCGCGUGGUCGUUCGUGAGGACUUCACCAAGAACCGCUGCGAUGCUCUCAUCUGUGACGUCAAGCUCUGCUCCGAGCUUCUGGAGAGCAUGGACAAGGAGUCGAUCAAGAAGCAAGAAGAAUUCUUGCGCAACCACGCUAUCAACAGUUCGCAGGCGAAGCACAACCACCCUAGAUACCGCAAGGAGAAGCACUCUAUCCAGGGCAAGUUCGGAAAGACGCAUUCUAUCUGUUAA